This is a messenger RNA of Symbiodinium sp. CCMP2592, 4593 nucleotides long. Lineage: Eukaryota; Dinophyceae; Suessiales; Symbiodiniaceae. The record is from the annotation of a GenBank genome assembly.
AUGGCCUAUCAGUCCGCCGACGUGGUUGCGGCGUUGGACAUGAUCCGCCGGGCCGUCGCCGCCGACGACGACUUGACCCAGCUCUUCUCCGAAUGGAGUGGGCUGGAACGUCGCGCCUUGGCCGCGGCGAUCAAUAGCCCCGGCGCGGCCCCAGGCCCCGUCGUGUAUGGCGAUUCAUUGAGGGUCUCUCCGGCGAGUGUUGGUGGAGCAGCAGCAGCGGCGCAGUCGGCGCCGUCGGACGACCCGUGCCCGGAACCUCCUGUCGACAGGCAGCAAGCGCCUCCCUCGGCGCACGCAGGAGGUUCCGGGGCACCGUCGUCCCCGGCAGAGCUUCCGCCGGCUGGUAAGCCUAUCCGCAGAAGCCCACCCGCCCGGCGCCGUCGGUUCCAAAAGGCGGUCCGCCGCAGAUGUGGGACCAGCUGGGCUGGGCUGGCCUACAAGCACCACCUCCCGACGGCAGAGGAGUACUACCGGCGAUAUUCGACGGUGCUGCCGGACCGCAUCACCCCGUCGACGGUGAUCCCGACGGUCGCGCCGGCAGCACCGCCGGCCCCAUCAAGGACUUCGGUGCCGGCGCCCGUCGACUACCAGGACCGCAUCGCCGAGGAGCUUCGCCGGCAGUUUGCGGACGAGUCGCGGCAGCAGCGCACCGUCGAGCCCCAGGUCAAGGCGAUGCCAGCAGCGCCGGCACCGUCGCCGCCGGCUCAGUCGGGAGCAUCUCGCAGGGCACCCACACCGACGCCGCGAGAGAUGUAUCCCGACGCGGAUCCGAUUACUGGCGCCGGCUUCCCAAUCCUUCCCCGGCGGCCGGGGCAGAACGCCUCUCCCGCCGAGCUCGAGCGCCACAGGCGCGAGUACCGGCGUCUGGCUCACUUCCGCCGGAUGCUUUGCUCGCAGGAGUGGCGCGACCACGUCGAGCUGAUGGGCAAGUCCGGCGUGCGGUCCGACGUGCCGCUGCCGGAGCCGCUCCGGCCCCUCACCGUCGCCAACCUGAGGACAUCGAGAGGGCCGCCGCCGACGGCUCCGGCCACAGCCAUGGUACCGGCGGCCGCCGCAGCGGCUUACUAUGUUCUGCGAGCGCUGCCGCCCGGCGUCCGGGGAGGCCGCAUUCCGGAGAAGAUCCCCGGCGAGAUUUGGUGUGUUGGGUGGUGUGGGCACCCGUGCACCAACGGUCGCUGCCGCGGCAUUCCCGGCAGAUGCCUCCGUCCGGUUUUGAUUCGGGCCGGCGGCACCGUCGACUUGGAUCGCCACGACCACCAUGAGUGCGAGGACUGCCACGAGCAGGGCCCCCGUCGCUAUCUCACCGUCGCCGUCUUCUACAGGGUCGACUUCACCGACGGCCUUGUCGCUGGCGACGUGGGAAUUGAAGCUUCAGGGGGUGCGUCGGGCCCGACUCAGAGCCAAGCAGGCGCCACCGGCGCGAGAAAGGAGGGAGGCCGUCGCAGUGCAGCCGGCGCACGCCUAGGCACCCUUUGGCCCCAUGCGGCCCCGCCGUGGACAGACGGCGGACUUCGGCCGGCUAGUGAGGGCAUUCGUCGAGCUGGGGGCAUCCACCAUUUGCCCCUGUUGCCGACGGCGGGCGCCGUGGACGUCGACUCCGCCCUUGCACGGGCCUCGGCGUUGGUCACAGCUGGCGUCCCGGCCACAGUCCUCGAGGCACUCGCCGGUUGGAGGAAGGACAUUCCGCUCAGGAGGGACACCCGUCGAGCGUGCAAACGCACCGCCUUUGAAGCAGCCCUCCCGGAGAACAGGGAGGCGGCGCUGGCGGAAAUCGACGAAAACAUCCUGGCGAAGUCGUCCCAGGCACCCUUCCAGUCGAGAGUCCGCACGUGGCAGGAAGCGUGCGAGACUUGGGCCGUCGCUCCCUGGCCCAUUUCGGCGGAGGCGGUGCGGAAAGUUGCCGCCACCUUCCGUCGAGGCGGUUACCGCUCCGUCCAGAACUAUUUCGACGCCGCCGUGUCAUACCAGGAAUACAGUUUCGCGGCCAUAUUCGCCGUCGACCGCCUGGUGGCCCUGGUCUCCAGGGUGGACCCGCCGGGAUCCGACGCGUGGAGCCCGUGGGUCACGGCACACGCCGUCGAUGCCCUCAUCCUGGCGGACAUUGACGUCGCCGACGGCACCGUCGCCCUCCGGCUUCCCCUGCACAAGACCGCGACCGGCGGCGAGGUCGAGCUGACCCAACGCCAGCUACGGUGCGCCUGCGGGGCAACCGUGGCGCCGUUGUGCCCCUACCACGCGGCGCUCCGCCAUGUCUCCCGCCUUCGGCGUGCCGGACGGUGGGUGCGUGGGGCACCCCUGUUCCCCGACGGGACCGGUGACACCUGGGAGAAGUCAGAGGCCGUCCUCUUCUUCCGGCGGGUCUUGCUGGCGGCGGGGAUCCAGCUGACCACCACGGACCACAACGGCGCCACCGUCCAGCUCUUCAACGGCCAUCUGGCACGGGUGGCCGGCGCAGCGUGGCUGGCGUCCAAGGGCGUCAACACGCCCAUCAUCCAGUUGCUGGGCCGCUGGUCCUCGGCCGCCGUCGAGCGGUACGUCCAGGCGGCCUCGGAGGCCACGGCUCCACCGGCUCUCGGCCAUCAGCCGCCGCUGGCCCUGGAGGAUGGAGAGCCGGCGCAGGAGGAAACGCCGCCGCGCGAGGACCACUCCCCGACGGUCGCGUUUGAGCCCGGCCCCGUCAGACCGGAGACGGUGAAGCAGGUCGCCGUCGCGCCGCCGGAGCACCUCAUUUACAAUGAGCGGCAAAAACGGGCUCACGCCCCUGAUCCGACGGAGGCCUCGUCGGACCGCUUUCUGUGGAAAGCGUGCUUUCCGAAGGCCCCGUCGGCUGACGGUGUCGGGUCGCCGACGGAGGAGGCAGCCUCCCCGGUGGCAUCUAGCUCAGAUUCCGACGGCAUCUUGUUGUCGUGCCGCAGCCCGCCUUUGACCGCACCGCCCUUCAUCCCCGCCGGCCCUCUCGUCGUGAUCAUGGCUAUGGGUCCGCAGCUCGUCGCCGACGUCCUGACCGACUUCGACGACCUCGCCACGUCGGCGGGGGCGGGUCCGGACCUCGUCGAGUACCUGAAGGCGCGGUCUCUCAACCGCACGGCGACCCUCGCCCUCGUCGCUGACGAGUGGUCCGAUGUGGACGCGAGGGUCUUCCAGCCGUUCCGCGACGGCGACGAGAUCGCCGGGAAGACAUACAAAGCGACGCCGGCGGAGCAGCCCGUCGUCCGGGCGAUCAUCCGCCACAUGUGGUCGGAGGCCCGGCGGCAGUGGAACGAGUUCUCCACCCCUACGCCAACACCGUCGACGGCUGCACCGCCGCCGGCCACCCUGCCGACGAUGGUCGGCGAGAAGCCGCCGCGGACCUUCCCGGAGUGGACCGACCUCGUCGCCCGCUACAACGCCGUCCAGCUCGGAGGUGAGCCCCGCUCGUUCCCGGCGGAGCGCCUCGUCGGAGCCGAGGAGGUGCUCGCCAGGAUCCACUGGGAGCACACCAAGUCCAAGCUCUACACGCCGCUCGGCCUCGGCGAGAUCCUGGCGGCCGUCGUCGCCUACUGGGACGCCACGGCGCACCAGCUCGCCAUGUCCAUGCGCCUCGCCCGGACCUUCGAGGAGGUGACCUCGGCGAUCAUGGCGGACCAGACGAGGCACUCCAGUCCGCCGCCAAGCCCGGCCCGCCUAAAAGACCGCAAGGGGAAGGGCCGAGGCCGCCAGCCCCAUCGCCGCCCCGAGAAGCAGCGCCGCCAGGAGCAGGACUGGGAGGACGACGGCGCCAACAAGGACUGGGGUCGCGAUCACUACGACGACCGGCGCCAGCCCCAGAACCGCUGGAAGCAGACCGGCCGCGACGAGGGUCGCGACCAGGGCUGGCGCCAGUCCUGGGGCCGCGGCCGUCAGGACCAGUGGGACCAGGACGAUCGUCGCCAUGGGAAGGUACCCGGGAGCCACUGUGCUAGUACCGUCGUCCGACCGGCACUCAAGCGCACCCGGCGUGCGCCCAAAAUCAUCCUACUUUCGUUCUUUGACGGGAUCGGUGCGGCCCCGGCGCUGGUGGAAAAUCUUUUCGGCCAGCCUACCCUGGCGCUGGCGUGGGAGAUUGACGCCACUUGCCGACGGCUGGCGUCGGCGAGGCUGCCGUGGCUGGUCCACAGAGGCGACGUCACAUCGGAGUCGCCCGGCUCCGUCGCGGCGGCGAUCAGGAAGGCCGACCCGACGGGUGAGUGCACCGUGGUUGUCACCGCCGCCCCGCCGUGCCAAGACUUUUCGAGGAUCGGCCCGGCGACCGGCCACGCGGGCGAGAGGGGGAGCCUUUUCCUCCUCACCGUCGACAUGUUCAACCAGAUCCUCGCCGACCUCUCCGACCGGCGGGUGGCGUUCCUCUUCGAGAACGUCGUGAUGGAGCCCGCCGACGCCGCCAAGAUCAGCGACGCCCUCGGCGUGCAGCCGGUCCUGGUCUGCGGGUCGGAUUUCGGCUGGAUUUCCAGGCCCCGACUAUGGUGGAUGUCGGCGGACCUGACCGGCGCCCUGGUGGAUCCGGCGUCGGGCCGACCGCUUCAUUGGUCGAAGCAAGGCUCGUACCGCCGACUCCGGCUCGAGGCCCCGAGAUAA